This is a messenger RNA of Metopolophium dirhodum (rose-grain aphid), 632 nucleotides long. RefSeq lists its product as uncharacterized. The coding region runs from base 38 to 544 and encodes 168 amino acids. The record is from RefSeq and is a predicted model, not a curated record. NCBI's taxonomy places the organism in Eukaryota, Metazoa, Arthropoda, Insecta, Hemiptera, Aphididae. The transcript has 5 exons.
CCUACAGGACCAACCGUCAGAGAACUGUAAUCACAAUAUGGUUGUCAAUGCUCAGAAAGCACCAGAUAGUAUGUUGUGCGAUACAGGCUUAGACGAGCAAUCACCGCUGCCACCAGAUCAUAAACUACAGGACCAACCGUCAGAGAACUGUUAUCACAAUGAUGUUGUCAAUGCUCAGAAAGCACCAGAUAGUAUGUUGUGCGAUACAAGCUUAGACGAGCAAUCACCGCUGCCAACAGAUCAUAACCUACAGGACCAAACGUCAGAGAACUGUAAUCACAAUAUGGUUGUCAAUGCUCAGAUAGCACCAGAUAGUAUGUUGUGCGAUACAGGCUUAGACGAGCAAUCGCCGCCGCCAACAGAUCAUAACCUACAGGACCAACCGUCAGAGAACUGUAAUCAUAAUAAGGUUGUCAAUGCUCAGGAACCUGACAGUACUAUGGAUGUUUUGUCCAGGAAAAAAAAAAAAAAUUGUCUGCACUGUAGUUCGUUCCACAGAAGAACCAUUGAAAUUAGUAUUCAACAGAAAAGAGGCCGAAAGUGAUUCAGAUUCGUCUGAAAUCAUUGGAGAUGAAUCAAGCGAUGAAUUCGAUAAUGACUGUAAGAAAGAUGAUGACGAUGAAGAUGAUGAC